UCUUGUUCAACAGGAAUAAUUUUCACAGAGCGAGAGUUGUAGCCAAAAUGGCGGCGCGGUGGGGAGCAGGCGAGGAGAUUUUAGCUGCCUGCAACAUGGAAUUUUUCUCUACAAAUACACUAGACGAGGUGGUGAAUCUCCAUGGGGGCCUGUCCAUUGAUAGCGUGGCCAGACUGGAGCUGGAUACAGGAGAGGCUCUGGAGGCCCUCCACUGCUGUUUGGACCCCUCCAUACUGUCUAUCUUUGAGGACACACCCACAGGAGAGAAUAAAGUUGGACUUGAUGAGGAGAACCAGGCUACGCUGCUCACAGCUUUGACGGAGAUCCUGGAUAACGUGGACGAUGAGAACCUAUCCCACUUUGACACACUGCCAGACUCUGACCUACUGUCUGGCCAGAAAGACCGGGAACACUCGCCGCUGAGGAGACUGCUGUGCUUGUCCCACUCGCCUCCAGAGAGGGAGACACUCUGCAACACACGACAGUUCUCCACUGGAAAGAGUCUCCCCAGGACACAGAAGUCUGUCCAGAGGAGUGACGGAGAGGAGGAAGAGGACGCAGAGCAAAAGCUCCUGAACUGGGAUGGCCUGAAUCUGCCUCUCCCUCUGGAGCAGCACAUGGAGGAAGAGGGCGAGGAUGGAGAGAGCAUGUCAAUGAGUUUAGGAGAGCUGGUCAGACACAUGCACCCCUACUGCAUGGCCGUGUGCGUGGAGAAUGGAGAAGAGGAAGAACAGAUGCUGGCAGAGAAUAGGGUACUGCUGGAGGUGGUGGACCAGGGAGAGCAUGGAGAAACUAUAUUUGCCCUCCCAGAUAUGGGCCUCUCCCUCUGUCAUCCCUCUUUCUCCCUGCCUGGAGUAGAAGACUUGUCCGAAGCGGAGCAGAGGGUUCCUGAUGAAGUUUUGGAGGCUGCCAUUUUGGAGACGCCAGAGUCUGCGAAUGAUGAUGACGUCGUAGUUGACGAUGCCCCAGAAGAGGUGGCCGGCCCUUCUGAUCCCGCCACGACCCUGAGGUCAGAGGCAAGGGGUGAGAAGGUCAUCAACAGAAGACCAAAGGAGGAGACUGCAGAGAGAUGUCCAUUUCGAAGGAAAAGGAAACGGAAAAACAAAAUGGAGAAUUCACCUGCUGAGGUCAUACCUGAACCUGACCAGGCAGAGGGGAGAGUCCUGAGGAGCGGGACUAAUGGGAGAGCAGCCCAGGAAUCCUCGCCCUGGAAGCCUGUCAAGGAGACAACCAAACCAGAGAAGAAGAAAAAGGACAAGAACGAGUCAUUAACUUCCGCCAUCUCAUUAACGGCCGCCCCCGAGGCCCCAAAACACAAGAUGAGAGUGACACACGCUGCCGAAACACAACGCGCACAGCGGCAGAGCCAUGUGGAAGUCACCACCAAAACACUACCCACACAACCCAGCAUUAAGGUCAUCCCUGCCUCUGACCCUGUGUUAAAAGUAAUGUCCUCUGACCUGUUGCCAAUGACUAUGACCCCCAAAAAGGUUCCCCCAGCUUCUGCAGCUAACCCAACAGCCUACCAGAUGAUGGACGCCCCCCAGGCAAUGACAAUCAACCCUCCCAGUGCCAACCCUGUAUCAGUGGCCCCUCAGGCAACGAUGCAGCCCAACGUUGCCCCUCUAGUCGCCCCCCAGGUGAUCCCCCAGCUCACUGAGACCCCCCAGGCUAUUGAACCCAAACCCAAGCCCCUGUCCCUCCAGCAGUACCGGCUGCUGCGCCAGCAGAAGAAACCGGCCUCCCUAGAGAGACUGGAGGACCCGAGCACCAAGUGGCCCAUCCUCCUUGAGGCCCCUACAGAGCUGCCCCCCAUCCCCUGCCUCCCCACCCCCUCCUACAGAGACCCCCAUCGCCCCCACCCCUUCCCAGGGAAGAAUGAAGUGGAGGAAGUGAAAUCAGCCUGGCAGCCCAUGGGACCAGGAGCACCUCCUACACCUGAAGCCCUGCUGGUGCCUCCUGCUUACAUGCAGGCCUCCAAAUCAUAUUCCCCUAGCAAGGUUGCUAGUCCAAAUGCAGCCCUUACCACCCCUCCCCAGCAAGCGGCUGUUCCUACUCCACAGCCAUCUAAAGCUAGCCAACUCCAGCCCCCAAUCUCUGCUGUGCCUGCAUCCAGUACUGUGAAGGUGGUACCACCCCAGACCCCCUCCACCAAGGCCCAGACCCCUUCUGUGAAGUGUUGUAUACCCCAGGCCUCCCAGCCUGCACUCUCUAACCCCCUGCUCCAGUCUCAGCUACCCUCCUUGAAGCCUGUGGCCCUUAUCAAAUCUCUGAGCUCCAGUGGAGCCUCUUCUAAAACCACUACAGAUGCCCACAGGCUCAUCUUAAUUGCUGCUAUACCCCAAGAACCCACCCCCGUCGCUGUUACUGUACCCGAGAAAACUUUAAACCCCACCACCGCUGCUGCUGUUUCUGUCCAGAAACCUACCCCUGCUGCUCCUCUGAAGGUGGCUACUACUCUCCAGAAGGGAGUAGUUUCUCUGCCCCAGCCUAGGGUGCCUGAGCUGCCUACAGUUACUCCUGUGUCUACCCCAGCCAAGCCCUCCAACGCCCAGUCCUUCAAACCUCCAGUGAGGUGUUCUCCAGCCCAGGAGGACCCCAAAGCGAGUCCUACUCCGGAGCUGAUGGAGGCCUUCACCAGUGAAAUCGGUAUUGAAGCUGCAGACCUCACCAGCCUGCUGGAGCAGUUUGAAGAGACGCAAGCUAAAGAGGAGCAGUGUGUUCCGGAGGUCUCUGGUAGAGCAGCCGCUGUAGGAAACUCUAGUGUGGCGCAGCCAUUUGACAGGACCACUGUGGAGAGAGUCCGAGCACAUGACCUGACCAGCACUGCAGGUCUGACCCCUCCAGCUACCCCUCCUCACCAGAUGUGGAAGCCCCUGGUCCCCGUUGCCCUCCUUGGGAAGAGCCGAGCCACUGAGGCCCCCAAACCAUCGCCCUCCAAGGCCAUCCAGAUCGACGCACGGCCCCUACCCUCCAACAAGUUCCGGAGCAAGCCCCCCAGCCCCGCUAUAACUCCCAACCCAGUAUCUCUCACCCUGGCCUUCUCAGACCACGACUACUCCCUCCCUGAGAAGGAGCCCAUGGCUAUUGCAGGAGAGCCAGGCAAGCGCUGGAAUGUCAAACAGCAAGCAGCCAUCACCAUCAAGACCAUCGAGCCACUUAGCAGCAACACUACCAGGGCACCCCAGAGGAUCCCUUCCCCCUCCCUCCAAACCCUCACAACUGCCCUGGGUACGAAGACCCAGCAGGCCCCACUAGUUCCCCAGCCCCUGGAUGUAAGGACUGACAGGACUAGCUCUGUGCUGGAGACCCCUGAUGCCUCUCCCACCAGGCUGAAGGACCAGGCUGGUCCCCUGGAGAGGAGUCUCAAGAAAGGGAGGUCAUCCCGGGGCUACAAUACUACCUUCUCCCCCAGGCCUAGCCCCAGCCCCAGGGAAGCAAAGCGAGGAAGGAAGAGUAAAAGGAGAAUCCACUGUUCCUCCAGCCCUGGCUCUACUGGCUCAGAGUCAGACUCUCACUCCUCUUCUCCGUCUAGAUCUCGCUCUCCACCCAGGAAGAGGUACAGGCCUCGUCACUCUGAGAGCAGCUCCAGUGCCUCGUCUUGCUCCUCCCGCUCCUCCUCUCCUUCCCUGGCCCACUUUCCGAGGCACCGGCGAUAUUCCUACUCCUCUUCCCGAUCAGGAUCCUGGAGUAGGUCCCGUUCCCGCUCUCCCCACAGACGGGCGUGGAGCAGAGGCAGCAGACAACGCAGCCCCUCUUUCAGAUCAGUCUACCGGCCUGAAUCUAGAGAAAACAUUGAGGUGGUGAAGAGACUCAAAGAGAAAGCUAUCGAGGAGCGUAGGGUUGUUUACGUAGGGCGAAUCCGAGAGACAAUGACUCGUAAAGAGCUGAAGGAACGCUUCUCUCUGUACGGAGAGAUUGAGGAGUGCACUCUACAUUUUAGAGGCCAUGGGGAUAACUAUGGGUUUGUGACCUACUACGAUACGAAGGAUGCGUUCACGGCCAUCGAGAACGGCGGCAAGCUCCGUAAGCCUGACGAACUCCCCUUUGACCUCUGCUUUGGAGGAAGGAGACAGUUCUGCAAGACGAGCUACGCUGAUCUAGAUUCUAACCGCGAGUAUGACCCAUCGCCCGUGACUGGCAAGUUUGAUGCCCUUGACUUUGACACUUUACUGAAGCAGGCCCAGAAGAGGUAACAGAGGUCAGCCCACUGGGGGCACCAUGCUAAGACUAACCUCAGAGCCGUCGGCAGGCUCCUCCCACCUUCAUCGCUGGCUUCGCCUUGACCGAGGGGUGGAUCACAACGAACGGUUGAUACGUUAGCCAGCUAACAUUUUUAUAAACAUGCAGAUAUAGAUAUUUUCUGGUUCAUAGAAAAGCUACAGUUUUAAAGCUGCAAUCAGAAAAACUAUGAAGUAAUAGAACCUUACAUUUUGGGUUAAGGCAUUGUACGAAGCUAAUAAGGCAUAGUUAUAUUCAAGAGUCAAAUGUAAUCGAUGUCAUUGAUUGAAGCAAUAUCAUAUCUGAAUCAUCAUUAAUCAAACUGUUGAAUUGAGGAAGUCUGCUGUUUUUAAUAUGGGUUGUUUAAGUGUGAAAUAAUUUAUGCCAUGUUCAUUUCAAGCCUGUAUCUUAAUGAACUCUGAAAUUUUAUUUCUGAAUGUUUCCACAUGUUAGCUGGCUAACACAUUUUCCUGCUUUGUGAUAUACAGUGCAUUCGGACACCUUGACUUUUUCCACAUUUUGUUACGUUACAGCCUUAUUCUAAAAGUGAUUC
Coregonus clupeaformis (lake whitefish) is the source of this 4774-nucleotide messenger RNA. RefSeq names its product PPARG related coactivator 1 (gene pprc1). The record is from RefSeq and is a predicted model, not a curated record. Bases 48 to 4196 code for a protein of 1382 amino acids. Lineage: Eukaryota; Metazoa; Chordata; Actinopteri; Salmoniformes; Salmonidae. Gene Ontology annotation, cellular component: nucleus. The transcript is spliced from 14 exons. Gene Ontology annotation, molecular function: transcription factor binding; RNA binding. Gene Ontology annotation, biological process: positive regulation of transcription by RNA polymerase II.